UUCUAUUUUAAUAUAUAUAUAUAUUUUUUCUGUGAAAAAUCUCUAAAAUGAGAGCUUCAAAUCAUGGCUUCCCCCUCUUCUCUGUACUGCUUCUCAGUACUCUUCUUGCUCUUCAGGCUGUUAAUGGAGCUUUGAUCAAUAAUUUCUAUAGGAAAAGCUGCCCCCAAGCUGAGAGAAUCAUUAAAGAUGUCACCUUUCGUCUCGUUCGAUCAAAUCCCGGCCUCGGCGCUCAACUCCUCCGAGUUCAAUUCCAUGACUGUUUCGUUCGGGGAUGUGAUGCAUCGAUUCUAUUAGAUACCGUUGGAACAAACCAAUCAGAAAAAGAAGCAAGACCGAACCAAUCACUAUUGGGAUUUGACGCCAUUGAUCAAAUCAAGUCCGAGGUUGAGAAAGUCUGUAGUGGAAUCGUUUCUUGUGCUGAUAUUCUUGCUCUUGCUGCUCGUGACGCUGUUUCCUUUCCAUUCAAAAACCGGCCACUCUGGCCUGUCUUAACUGGAAGAAGAGAUGGAACAGUUUCACGAUCAUCUGAAGUUACCGGUAAUAUCCCGUCGCCGUUCUCCGAUUUUGCCACUCUUAAGCAAAUCUUCGAGAAGAAAGGCCUAACUGUGAGCGAUCUGGUGAUUUUAUCAGGUGGACACACAAUUGGAGUAGCUCAUUGCGGCACUUUCUCAAGAAGGCUCUACAACUUUACAGGCAAAGGAGAUGCAGAUCCUUCAUUAGAUCCAAAAUAUGCAGAUUUUCUUAGAACAAAAUGUCCAAAUCCAGCUGACUCUUCCAUUACAGUUGAAAUGGAUCCAAGGAGUUCUCGUUCCUUUGACAGUAACUAUUUCAAAAUUCUCACACAAAAAAAGGGUUUGUUUCAAUCCGACGCCGCGCUUCUCACCGACGUUUCUUCGUCUCGGAUCGUCAGACAGUUGCAGAAUCCAAGGGCUUUCUCUUUAAACUUUGCUAAUUCCAUGUUGAAGAUGGCAGCCAUUGAAGUCCUCACUGGAACUAAUAAUGGUGAAAUUAGGAAACGAUGCCGUUUUGUUAAUUAAAAUUAUUGUAACGUGGGAAUUAUAUUUUAUUAUAUGGUGUCUUUUAUGAUAAAUGUUAUUUGCUAAUUUGUUUGUUUGUAUCUUGGUUUUGUAUGUAAUGUGGUAGUGAAGAAGCUACAUAUUUAUAUUUAUAUGCGUGGAAAAAUG
Molecule: messenger RNA, 1184 nt
Organism: Benincasa hispida (wax gourd)
Lineage: Eukaryota; Viridiplantae; Streptophyta; Magnoliopsida; Cucurbitales; Cucurbitaceae
Product: Peroxidase superfamily protein
Biological process (GO): hydrogen peroxide catabolic process; response to oxidative stress
Molecular function (GO): heme binding; peroxidase activity
Source: RefSeq, a predicted model, not a curated record